Phlebotomus argentipes is the source of this 1107-nucleotide messenger RNA. It is a transcript of the gene MSBP, whose product is annotated as membrane-associated progesterone receptor component 1. The transcript is spliced from 3 exons. NCBI's taxonomy places the organism in Eukaryota, Metazoa, Arthropoda, Insecta, Diptera, Psychodidae. Bases 131 to 712 code for a protein of 193 amino acids. Gene Ontology annotation, cellular component: endomembrane system; membrane. The record is from RefSeq and is a predicted model, not a curated record.
UCGUUCAGUGUUUUAUUUCACGACGAAGCAUGAUUCUGUAAAACUCCAGUGGGCAGGGAAAACAUAGUGAAAUUGUACAUUUUCUAGUGCUUGUGGCGACCCGCGAACAGACAUUCGGACACGCGUGACGAUGGCCGAUAGUGUGGAGAGUGAAAAUGAUGUGGGCUUCCUCACGGGGCUCUUCUACGAGAUGUUCUUCAAUCCCGUCAACUUGUUCCUCGUCGGAGUCAUAUCGUUUCUGGCGUACAAAAUCUUCCGGAACACCACCCAGUCGGCGGCCGUCCGGACGCAACCUGUGGAGCCAGCGCUGCCGCGCCUCCGGCGGGACUUCACUGUGCAGGAGCUGCGGCCGUUCGACGGCAACCAGCCGGAUGGGCGCAUCCUCGUGGCCGUGAACGGGAAUGUGUACGACGUGACGAAGGGGAAGCGCUUCUACGGGCCAGGUGGACCUUAUGCGGCUUUCGGCGGCCGGGAUGCUUCCAGAGGUUUGGCUACAUUCAGUGUCACCAGCAAUGACAAUAAUGAAUACGAUGACCUCAGCGAUUUGAAUACAAUGGAAAUGGAUUCUGUCCGCGAAUGGGAAAUGCAGUUUAAAGAGCGAUACAUUUUCGUGGGGAAAUUGCUGAAGCCUGGCGAACAGCCGACCAACUAUUCGGACGAGGACGAGGAAGGUCCAUCGGACAAGUCGGCAGAGAAGCCGAAGGACGAGUGACGGUCAGAUGCUGAGCAGAGUGUAAAUCCCGCUGGGGCCCCAGCCCGCGGGGGCUCCGCAUGGGGAUCAAUUAAUUGUCAUCGUUUCUGUGAAUUGUUCGGGUUUGAUUGAAGAUUCUCAUGGGCAUGGCAGAGUGAGAGGACAUGAGAUCAAACUUCUGGUAUGAUAAAUAUAAGGAGGGAUCAGUUUUAUUUUUGAUUAAUUUACUAAAAAGACUCUCAAUCGUGCACUGGAUGCAUUCGAGCUUGCAAAUUGAUUAUAACUUACAAUGGAGAGAAGAAAAUUGAUUCCCGAGAUAUUCUUUCUGUGUCCUUCGUGAGGCAACAAAAAAAAAUCGUGGUGUACCAGACUUUUUUCCUUCUACACUUUGUUUUAAGACAUGAAUAUUUUGAAAA